AUGCACAAUACUAAUUCAGUCUCGGAUUUUUAACUUGUGAGUAAACAAGUAGAGUAAAAUGAAGACAACGUGUGUUUGCCUGUUCGCCUUUGUCGCAUUGGCCGUAGCCGAAACGUACACAGAUCGCUAUGACAACAUCAAUUUGGAUGAGAUCUUGAGCAACAGGCGGCUUCUGAUGCCAUACAUGAAGUGUAUAUUAGACGAAGGGAAGUGCUCAGCUGACGGAAAGGAGCUAAAGGGACACCUGACUGAGGCGUUAGACAACGACUGCCAGAAAUGUACGGAAAAUCAAAAGAAAGGUUCGGGACGGGUGUUAUCACACGUAAUCAACAAAGAAGCUGAGUUUUGGCAGAAGCUUAAAGCCAAAUACGACCCAGAUAACAAGUACGCGCCAAAAUACGAGAAACAGUACAAACAGUAAUGCAGUACAAGCAGUAAUGUAAUUGGUAAUAGGUAAUAGGUAAUACAAGGUAAUACAAGGUAAUACAAGGUAAUACAAAUAUAUAUAAUA
Pieris napi is the source of this 511-nucleotide messenger RNA. Its product is annotated as allergen Tha p 1-like. The transcript has 3 exons. Bases 59 to 421 code for a protein of 120 amino acids. NCBI's taxonomy places the organism in Eukaryota, Metazoa, Arthropoda, Insecta, Lepidoptera, Pieridae. The record is from RefSeq and is a predicted model, not a curated record.